GAGUCAUACCCACACGAGUACUCUCCCCAUUGGUGCGGGGCAGGCCUUGAGGCGGCGCAUACUGUACGUGUGUUGGAUGUGAAGCGCUUGACCAAUCAGAAGGCCGUAAAAAACGUAGACGCAAUCUCAUUGGAUCUAACCGGAACACCUCUGAAGUACGAGCCGGGAGAUGCCUUCGGGGUGUUGGCUCGGAAUAGUGAUAG
Molecule: messenger RNA, 203 nt
Organism: Sphaeroforma arctica JP610
Lineage: Eukaryota; Ichthyosporea; Ichthyophonida
Exons: 1
Molecular function (GO): oxidoreductase activity
Source: RefSeq, a predicted model, not a curated record